AUGCAAGCUCAUCCGGUGGUCGUUGUAACCCAACCUGGGAGUGGUCCUGCCCCCCAAAACUCCAACUGGCAAACAAGCCUGUGUGACUGCUUCAGUGACUGCAGAGUCUGUCUCUGCGGUAUGUUUUGCUUCAUGUCCCUUGGGUGUCAAGUGGCUUCUGACAUGAACGAAUGCUGUCUGUGUGGGACGACCGUCGCCAUGAGGACCCUCUACCGGACCCGAUACGGCAUUCCAGGUUCUAUUUGUGACAACUUUAUGGCGAUUUGCUGUCCUGUGUGUUCUGUUUGCCAAAUCAAGAGAGAUAUCAACAGAAGAAGAACCAUGCAUGCUUUCUUAAAAAACUGA
Carlito syrichta (Philippine tarsier) is the source of this 345-nucleotide messenger RNA. RefSeq names its product placenta-specific gene 8 protein-like. Gene Ontology annotation, biological process: positive regulation of transcription by RNA polymerase II. Lineage: Eukaryota; Metazoa; Chordata; Mammalia; Primates; Tarsiidae. The record is from RefSeq and is a predicted model, not a curated record.